Molecule: messenger RNA, 1221 nt
Organism: Nylanderia fulva
Lineage: Eukaryota; Metazoa; Arthropoda; Insecta; Hymenoptera; Formicidae
Biological process (GO): sensory perception of smell; detection of chemical stimulus involved in sensory perception of smell
Cellular component (GO): plasma membrane
Molecular function (GO): olfactory receptor activity; odorant binding
Source: RefSeq, a predicted model, not a curated record
UUACAUCUCGACGCUCUCGAAGAGAUGAUUUGCGUGGAGAGUCGGUACUUUAACAUCAAUCGAUUUCUUUUACUUACAGUUGGCUUGUGGCCUUUUGCCCAAUCUAAACUCGCUCGAGCACAACUGAUUUUGCUGUACGGUAUUUUGAUAAGCUUCAUUUUAUUUCAGUUUAUGAAAUUUGUGUCUUCAAAAUGUACUCUACAGUACGCCAUUGAAAUUCUUUCUCCCACAACUUCAUUCAUUUUCUAUACGAUACAGUACAGCAAGUUUUCCUUUAACAUGGAUCUCGUGAAACAUUUAUCAAACCUACUUCAAUGUACCUAUAAUGAGUUAAGAGAUGAGAGCGAAGUUGCUAUUAUAGAAAAAUAUUGGAAUAUUGGAAGACGUUACACUGAAGUACUUACGCUGAUUGGUGUGAGUGGAAUGUGUGUUUUUAUUAUUUCUCCAUUUCUACCGCAUAUUUUCGCCACUAAUGUGUUGCCGAGAAAUGAGUCACGACCAAAUAUUUCAUUACAAAUUGUCCCGGGAUACUUUAUUGAUGAAGAAAGACAUUUUUAUUUAAUAAUGCUACAUACAAAUGCAGCGUUCUGCAUAGGAGCAAUGGCAAUGGUAGCGUCAGGGACAAUGAGCAUAAUGUAUAUUCAACAUAUUUGUGGAAUGUUAAGCGUUGCUAGUUAUCGCAUGGAGAGGAUCAUAAGAUUUGACACUCGACAAAGAAACGUUGUUGCAAGUGCAAAUUUAAUUUACAUGGGUAUGGUGUGCGCCGUAGAUAUGCAUCGCAAGGCUAUAAAGUUUAUACAACUUUUCCUUUCCUCAAUUAAUAAAUUCUUAUUCUUCUUAAUAAUAGACGGAUUACUCACAGCAAGUCUCAAUCUUUAUCAACUAUUUCAGGAAUUGUCAUCUGGAUUUGCUAUCGAAAAAAUUACACAGUGUGGCAUUUUUUUGCUUUACUAUUACGUAUAUACUUUUCUUGCCAACUAUUGCGCGCAACAAAUUUUAGAUCAUAAUAAUCACAUAUUUGCUACUGUGUACAAUGUUCAAUGGUAUAUAGCCCCCUUACGUAUACAGAAGCUGAUACUAUUUCUGAUACAAAGAGGAACUAAGACUUUUGAGAACCUCGUAGUUAUUGGUGGAUUGUUUGUAGGAUCCUUAGAGGGUUUUGCCACGUUGGUCAGCGCGUCACUUUCAUACUUUACAUUUCUUUAUUCUACGAGACAAUAA